Styela clava is the source of this 786-nucleotide messenger RNA. RefSeq names its product glutathione S-transferase 3, mitochondrial-like. Gene Ontology annotation, cellular component: endoplasmic reticulum; membrane; nuclear envelope. Lineage: Eukaryota; Metazoa; Chordata; Ascidiacea; Stolidobranchia; Styelidae. The record is from RefSeq and is a predicted model, not a curated record. Gene Ontology annotation, molecular function: glutathione peroxidase activity; glutathione transferase activity.
AGGUGAACGACACUCUGCUCUCGGUAUAAUAACUGUAUCCCGUUUUUGACGAUACAAUGAUACGAUUACCGGUAUACUAUUACUAUAACUUAUAGCAGUAGCCUACAACUUUCUAUUACCGUAUAUACUUGUUUUAAGAUAACAUAUAGGCUACACCUAUCUGCAGUUUCAUCAUUAGUGCCGGUACAGCAAUAUGAAUUCAGUGCCUAAAGACUAUGGAUAUGUACUCCUCGCAGCAACAGCUAGUUGGGGAACAUGCAUGUGGAUGGCAAAGAAUGUGGCAGAUGGAAGAAAAAAGUAUGGAGUUCCUUACCCAAGGAUGUAUAGCGAUACUGAAGAUACCUUCAACUGCAUUCAGAGAGCCCACCAAAAUACUCUUGAAUUUUAUCCGAGUUUCUUGUUCUUUCUUUCUACUGCUGGAUUAGAAAGACCAAGAUUUGCAGCAUCCUGUGGCCUCUUGUGGUGCCUGGGGCGCGUUGUUUAUGCUAAAGGAUACUAUUCAGGAAAACCAGAGAAACGUAAUUAUGGUGGUUUUGGAAAUAUUGGAUACCUAGGACUCAUCGGGUGCACAGUAGCCCUUGCUGCAAAGAAAUUGGAACUUUAUUAAUAUAAUUUCUGGCAAAAUUUAUGCAAAUACUGAAUGAGGAUUGCACUAAUUCAUUUAUUUUAAUCUUUUUUCUAAAAAUUUCAUAUACCGGUAUGCCUUUUAUUGUGAUCAUGAUAAUGUAAUGUUGUAAUGUAAUCAUGGUUUUCCUUAUUGUUAUCAAAAUACUUCUAUGUAUUGUA